UUCAUCAUGUGAAGUGAAAAAGCUGUAUAUGAAGUUGAACGACUCACUUCAUCAUAACUCUUGGUUGGUUCGUCACUCAACCCAUUCUACUCUCGGAUACUCUUGUGGCAUUGCUCCACUGUAACCUUAUGCAAUUGUGAUCUUGGAAGAUAUGAACCGUCGAAUUCCAUACUGGGCACGGGUGUUUACAAGACGAGAUUUAACACCUGAAGAACCGCUGGGACGGCUUCUCUCCGCAGAUCUUCAACGUAUACAUUCAGUAGACCAGGCCAUUCGAUAUCUGCGUGUUUCGCCACCCUCAGAAAGUUCUAAUGUAUUAUCCCUGACGUCGAAGAAUACAUGCUCUGCCCUUUCAUUUCUCGUCAACGAGAUGCACGCCCCUUCGAGUGCUAUCAAAAGCCAAGCCGUUCAGGUGAUCAGGGACAACUGGUCAGACAUUUUUCGUUGGAUCGAACAUCUGGCAGCAAAGUUCGUUUUCAACAACAGAUUCACUGAUUAUGACCGCCGUGAUUUGCUGGCCUUAGCACUUCCCAUCAUCCUUCAUGUUCCACUCGGCGGUGAUGACCGACGCCAAUUCCUUGAGCAAACAAAUGAAGCACCGACUCUUUUUUCCCUCCUAUGCAGUUUAUGGUUUCAUGAUAUGAACCAUUCGAAAGUCACGUAUAGUCCCAGUCAACAGGCUAUGCUGGUAUUCUCGGGCAUCCUGAAACAGAGUCCCGAAGCUCUUGAGUUUCGUGUUUUCCAAGCCCUUGCCGAUAACCGCGAUGUUCUAUCCGCAACCUGUGUUUCAUUCUUUUCGAAAGAAACAUGGAACUUGCGAUCUAGGGUUGCUACAGAUUCCGUUAACCUUCCGAUCUGUGCUCAGUAUAUUUUUGCGCGUGAUUACCACAUCUCGAACUCAUCGAAAUUAGUCACACUACCAGGACUUACGCCCCGUAUCGUCAAGGACAGUUUGUUGCAAAGUUGCAAUAACUGCCUUGGUCUUUUGAUUUGGAAUGGCUACUUAGAGGGACAACGCUGGGUAGUUUCCAUGCUUCGCGGCGGCAUACUACUCUCGCUGCUGCAAAUGCCCAAACUCUUCCCUGAUGCUAAAGCCGGCACUAUCACAGAAACUCAGGACUAUUCAAGGGUUUUGAUAAUUAAAAUAUUAACGCUGUAUCUGGUUUACCCACAGGUCCUACAUUGUUUUCAGAGAUCUCUUCGCUCCAUAGAUGGUCGUGAAAUUCCAGCAUACUUGCAGGAUGAGGAUACGUGGGGGCGGCUUCUUCAGCAGAAUUCCCAGCUUUCAGCACAAUGGAAAAUUUAUAAAGUCGUCGAGCCUCCCGUUUGUUGUUAUAGUAUCUGCCCGAGAAAGUCUAACAAUUUCAACUACAGUUCGGAUGAGGUUGCUAACAAACAACUACUUUGCUCUUGUUGUAAGUUCAAUGCCUACUGCUCCAGACAGUGCCAAAAGGGCGAUUGGGAAGUUCAUCGUACCCAGUGUAACUAUCUUCAGCUUCAAUUUCGCGAGGGACAUGCAUGGAGACCAUCCAAAAUUGACAUCUCCUUUAUCAAGACUUUAUUACGGCUGGAAAUGGAAAGUUUUUGCAGACAAUUUGCAGAACAAUGGAUUGCAAAAGGAAGACAGAUUGAGGAGCUCCCCCUGUCCAAGCAAGAGGACCCGAUGAUGAGACGAUUCAUCAUUGUCGAUCAUCGUACCUACCCAGCAGUAGCAUCGGUGGAAUUUCUAGGAGAUAUAGAUUUGGAGAAAAUCAGUCUGCCAGUGCAUUCUCCUGAUACUCAAAUCCCGAAUCCAAACCUAGUGGACAAUUGGGCAACAAGGUCUAAAGACACACCUGCUUCGAUGGUACUAUUUCUCUGUUUUCUUCCCGUGUGCCGAAGUGAUCCAUUGUAUUUAUAUCUGGUGACUGCUUUGGAUGGGUUGACCGAAGAUUUUAUACAGAGCAAAAUACUUGCAGUGGAUUAAUCAUC
This is a messenger RNA of Lentinula edodes (shiitake mushroom), 1971 nucleotides long. RefSeq lists its product as uncharacterized. Bases 152 to 1966 code for a protein of 604 amino acids. The transcript is spliced from 5 exons. The record is from RefSeq and is a predicted model, not a curated record. NCBI's taxonomy places the organism in Eukaryota, Fungi, Basidiomycota, Agaricomycetes, Agaricales, Omphalotaceae.